Molecule: messenger RNA, 1932 nt
Organism: Guillardia theta CCMP2712
Lineage: Eukaryota; Cryptophyceae; Pyrenomonadales; Geminigeraceae
Exons: 21
Coding region: 1-1932 (643 amino acids)
Biological process (GO): tRNA pseudouridine synthesis; mRNA pseudouridine synthesis
Cellular component (GO): nucleus
Molecular function (GO): pseudouridine synthase activity; RNA binding
Source: RefSeq, a predicted model, not a curated record
AUGCAACAGAUGCAGAUCUCCGACAAGCAUCGAGGCAUGACGUACAGGUUGAGCCUCAAACUGCAAUUCUGCAAAAAUGCGAGAGACAUUGAUGUGAUCUCAAUCCUUCAUGCGUUGCGAGAGGCUGUCGAACAACAACUCGUAGACGUUUACAGACUUUACCUUCACCAUCUCAAUUUGACGGAUGCAGUCAUGCCAGAGCUUCUAAGCCUGCUCAUCUUCUGCGAGGGAACUAUUACCGAGGUACACCUGUCACAUAACCGCAUCACACUCAAAGGGGCAAGAAUGUUGUUGGAACAAGACAGGGAGACUCUCUUAAAGUUCUAUCCCACCGAGCGGGGGAACAGCUACACCCCACUGCUCGUUCGCCUGGAGCACAACGAAUUCGAUCUACUUCACCUUCAUUUGCCUCCCGAGACCUUCAGCACCGACGUCAUGCCGAUCUCAGUUGGAUAUGAUGGCCCAGCCUUCCGCGUUCCUUCCUGGCCUCCACGGACUCAGCCUGAUGACGAUUGCACCAUAGAUCUUACCCCAGCUGCAUUCCCCCCUGUCAGCUCUUUCGCCGCUGGGGUCGGGUCUGACUACCUGCCGGGCCCUUUUCCCGUGAAUCGAGAGCUGCAAGCGAACGCAUACAAUUUCCCCUCAUUGCAAGACAACUUGUGCGAGGAGCAUCGACAGGAAUUCGAGGACAAGAGCUACGAGCAGUAUGCGGAGUACGAGCAGUAUGCGGAGUACGAGGAGUACGAGGAGUACGAGGACGCAGCGUAUUGGGGGGAGGAAGAGAGAGAGGAGCUGUCCAGUGUCGAUGGGUCCGAGGUCAGCGUGCCAAGCGAGACGUCUACGACGGGAGAUUGCACCUCGUCAAGAUGGGAGUUCGAAACUGAACUUCUUGCCACCCCCGUCGAAUUUGAGGAUACCUACGUCAAGUGUCUAGUCAACCUUUCCUACCUCGGACAUAAAUUUCUUGGGAUUCAAAGGAACCCGUACGGGCCAACGGUGCAGCAAUGUUUGGUUGAGCACAUGGUCUUGCUGGGAGCGAUCGAAGAGGAUCGGGUCGAAGAGUUUCUUAUCGCCAGUAGGACAGACAAAGGAGUGCACGCCGCGCAGUCUCUGGUUGUUGUGACCAUGAAGAAGAUUCAAUGUCAGAGUCCAAUCGCAGCAUUCAUCGCAAAGUUGAAUCGUUCCAUGAAGGCGAAGCAACAACAAGUCGAAGUCAUAGCGAUGCGUCAGAUCGAUCCAGGCUCAAAGCUCGACACACAAUUAGACACUAUGUGUCGCACCUACCAGUACAUCAUCCCCGCCUUCGCUCUCGCCCCCCUCCAGCGGGAGGUCGCUGCCAAUUCGCAACAGCUGUAUGCGCGAAUGAGGACAGCUCGACUGACAGCGGAGGAGUUGGAGCACGUGCAACAGGUCUUGAGCUGUUUCCAACGUAAGGACAACUUCGUAGCCUUCACGGACGAGGCGAAGGCAGACAAAUACAAGGAGACCACCCGAGAAGUCUCAUCGUUCAAGAUCAAGGAGCUUGUUUACAACAACAACAUUGAAUACGCAGUCAUUGAAGUUGAGGGCAAGGGCUUCAUGUAUCAUCAGAUCCGUAAAAUGAUCGGACUAUCCAUCCUCAUCAUUCAGGCUGGUCUGGACCACCGUAAGAGCAUUGAAGGAGUGUUCAGGGGAGUGCCACUUCCCGGCAAGGACAAAGUCUCCUCCUUCCGCCUCGCUCCGGCCGAGCCUCUCUUCCUUGACCAUAUCAACUUCAAAUAUGACAAGAUUAAAUCCUUCCUGGAGAACCCAUCAAUCAUGUACAAGAACGAUGCUUUCAAGCGAAAUACCAUCAUCCCUCAUGUCUACAAGGAGUCUAUCAAGCCGAUCCUCGACUUCAUCCAAGCCUUGGAGGCGGCACCUAAAGACAACAAGGAGGGAGGAUCACGGUAA